GUUAGAGCUGAAGUUUAGCGUAAUUUUUGACAUCCUUGUAAAAUUGAAAUCAACCUUUAGUUUCGGGCUUGUACCAUUUUCAGCGGUAUUUAGGUUGGACUGCAGUAAUUUUUUGUUGGAAACAUGGCGGAUAUUUCGGGGAUUGUGGACGCACUCCCUUAUGUUGAUGCAGGAUAUGACACUCCAGGAGUCCGCGAAGCGGUUACGGCUCUGGUGGAAGAAGAGAUGAAGCGGUAUCGUCCGACGAAGGACUAUCUCCAGAAUGUGGUGUCCAACAAAUUCGAAGUUUUCCAGACGGAUCUCAUGAAAGCUGAAUUUCAGCGAAUGGCGGAAAAUAAACCGAUGGAAAAAUUGGACUUCAAAAAAUAUCAGCAACAACCAAAGCCUGCGAUAAACCGCCGGCGAGAUCCGACGGCGUGGGAAGAGUGCUUCGAUCGCGUUGUGGUACUACACAAUCACAUGGUCAACAGGUUGACUAACUUACAGUUGCAAGCAGAAUAUGGGGCCGAAAUCUGGAGGCGAUACAUCCCCACAGUUGAACGACAGCUGAAGCAAAUAGAAUCUGAACUGCGUGAUACGAGGAACCGCAUACAGGAAAUCAAUUGGGAACGAAAAAACAAACAACUCCAGGCUGGCGAAAAACUGUCUUAUCUGGAAACGAGCUGGGUUAAUUUGGUAGCAAAAAAUUAUGAAAUUGAGAAAGUAUGCCUGGAACUAGAAGAACGCAUUUCUGAAUGGGAGCGUUUUCACGAAGCAAAGCGGUUACAGAAAGCUCAGGAGAAGCCCAACGCGCAAGAGUCCGUCCGGCCCAAAUCUCUUCCUGCUCCUGUCGAUGACAGUGUUGCAACUACCGAUGCAGAAGAAAUCGGACCUAUGCCGGCAACAUGACCGGUUCGCCGAAGUUUAUUUUUGAUUGUUCUUGUGUUAGAAUUCUGCUUUCCAGUACGUCUGAUUGCAACUAAGCAGUUAACAAGUUUUUUGUAUGGUUGAUGUGUUGUACUUCGCUGUUUGGCUCUUUUGCACAUACAUUGUAUUGUAAAUCUGUAGGAAGGACGCGAUUAACUCCGUUGGAGGCGGUUGUUUGAUUGACUUUUACUGAAUAAUCAGCAGGAUUAUAGUAUGCCAGUUGCUACCAGCACAAAUUGCUUUCCAUUGGCAUGGUUUUGGCUUUCACCGUUAGUUUAAUGUUUUUGUGUAUUCGAAAAAUUUUAUAAAGUAACGCAUCACA
Paramacrobiotus metropolitanus is the source of this 1228-nucleotide messenger RNA. Its product is annotated as pre-mRNA-splicing factor SPF27-like. The record is from RefSeq and is a predicted model, not a curated record. Bases 124 to 888 code for a protein of 254 amino acids. Lineage: Eukaryota; Metazoa; Tardigrada; Eutardigrada; Parachela; Macrobiotidae. Gene Ontology annotation, cellular component: Prp19 complex; catalytic step 2 spliceosome; precatalytic spliceosome. Gene Ontology annotation, biological process: mRNA processing. The transcript has 7 exons.